UGUCACAGGUGAGAAUGUUAAGCCGUGUGUUAUUUCACGAAUAUGAAGAAGAUAUGUGUACACGCGUAGGUUGCUUGUGCUCUUCAACUAGCACGGAUUUAUUUUUGGCAUCUGACAUUAGCAUUUGCCCUUUUCCUGUUAGCACAGUCCACCAAGACUGACCAGAUGUGUUGAUAUCGUUAGUGAGCCGUUUGUUCGUUAAAUUCUAUCCCAUUAAGUGUUUGGAUGAUGGAUUUUAACGGAUUUGUAAGGACUAAACACGCAUUGAUUGAUACGCUUGUGGGCAGCAGCAUCAGUACAGUAGUCUAGUAGCCUUAGAUAACCAGUCACGAAAACAUGACCAAAGAGGAUGAGAUGCCGGAUUGGGUGGGAGCUCAGGAGUUCUAUGGCAAAUAUGACCCCAAGGAGAUCCUGGGAAGGGGGGUGAGUAGCGUGGUGCGACGUUGUAUUCAUAAACAAACCCAACAGGACUAUGCAGUCAAGAUCAUCGACGUCACUCCUUCUGACAAGAUCUCGGCUGCAGAGAUCGAGGAGAUCAAAGAGGCCACAGUGAAGGAGAUUGAUAUUCUCAAAAAAGUCUAUGGAAUGGACAACAUCAUCCAGCUGAAGGACUGCUAUGAGUCCAAAGCCUUCUUCUUCCUGGUGUUUGACCUAAUGAAGAGAGGAGAGCUGUUUGACUACCUUACAGAAAAAGUAACUCUGAGUGAGAAGGAAACCAGGAAGAUCAUGCGUGCCCUGCUGGAGGUGGUUAAGUUCCUCCACGACCAGAACAUCAUCCACAGAGACCUGAAGCCUGAAAAUAUCCUGCUGGAUGACAACAUGGACAUCAAGCUCACUGACUUUGGCUUCUCCCUGCAGAUUGAGCCCGGACAGACACUCAACGAAGUGUGUGGGACCCCUGGAUACCUGGCUCCUGAGAUCAUUGAGUGCUCCAUGGACCCCAACCACAGGGGAUAUGGGACUGCAGUCGACAUAUGGAGUUCAGGGGUGAUCUUGUACACCCUGCUAGCUGGAUCCCCUCCCUUCUGGCACAGAAAACAGAUGAUGAUGCUUCGUAUGAUCCUAGCUGGGAACUACGACUUCACCUCUCCUGAAUGGGACGACCGCUCCGACACUAUCAAAGACCUAAUCUCCAGGAUGUUGGUGGUAAACCCAGAUCAGCGUUACACAGCCCAAGACUGCCUGAACCACCCCUUCUUCCAGCAGUAUGUGGUGGCUGAAGUACGACACUUCACCCCCAAGAGGAGGUUCAAGGUCGUCUGUAUGACAGUGCUGGCCGUGAUGCGCAUCUACUGUAAUUACCGCCGCGCAAAGCCUAUCACCAAGGAGGUGAUCAAGAACGACCCGUACGCCAUCAAGCCCAUCCGCAAGCUGAUCGACGCCUGUGCCUUCAAGAUCUACGGCCACUGGGUCAAGAAGGGCCAGACCCAGAACAGAGCCGCCCUGUUUGAGAACACUCCCAAGGCCAUCCUGCUGUCCAUAGCAGCAGAGCCCGAGGACUCCUCCAUGCACUCCUGGUAAUCACGAUGAUGCUGCUGCUGUUUGUUUCUCAGCCCAGGUCCUGAGAGGAGGGAGGUGUGACUUUACAUAAGCAUUCAAUCUGUCCCAAUUCUCUAUCGUUUUUAAAUCAAUGGUUUUAAAUUUAAAUAUGUGGGAGGACUGUACAGCUGCACACAUCAGGAGAAAGAACAAAAUUGGGCUGGUAUGUUGUUGGGGUCAGCUCAGGAUUUAAUUGGGCUGAUUGAAGCAUGGGCGUGACUCAAUAACAAAAAAAACUUUGGGUGGGACACUUUAGAGAUGAGAUAUAUAUUGUUCUUUGUAUUGGGGGGGGGCUGAAAAUCCAUGCCAAUGGAUUGCAGCUAUUUGUUGCUUGACUGGUAUGUCUUUAAAACCAGUGGUUCUUAAACCUCUCCUCUGGGACUCUAAGGCGUUACAUAUAUUUGAUCAAUUCCAGAGCUUGCACACCUGAUUCAAUUUGUCACUAAUCGUCAAUGCCUUAUAUAGGUGAAUCAGGUGAGCUAGUUUAGAGCUACAACAAAAUUGUUAAACGUCUGGGCGUCCCAGAGGAGGUUUGAGAACCACAGUUUUAAACGAUGGAUUGAUUAUAACGAAGACGUGGGAAAUGUCCUAUAACUAUACCCUCCAAGACCUGCACUGAGGAAUAUUGGUUUAGUACAGAACGGAACAAAUAGCUAGACGACAUCCACAGUGAAAUAUCAAUCACUUAUCUAGAGCUUAUACCAUUAACUCAACUCUGGACCUCAAAGCCAGUGACACUGCAUUGAUAAAGAAUGGUGUCCAUUCUAUUAUAUAGAUUUCUGUGUUCUGAAAUAUUGCACCCUGAAUUAUUCCUAGAUGUGAAGUAUUACAUUAUGGUUAAAAGGUCAUUUCAACUCAGCACAAAAAUUCCAUAUGCAUACAGUGUUAUGUAAAAGACUAUGCAUUGCUCUGCUUGUGAAGCUUCUUAGUACUAAGUAGCUAGUGAUUUUCUUCCCUUCGCUCAGUAUGUGCAAUGAACCCUGCAUACGUGAAUUGGCAUGCACUAAGACUUUUUAUUUUGACACCUAAUCAUUCAAGGGUUUCUAUUUUUAUUUUUUCUACAUUGUCUUAACUAUUGUUCUACAUCAAAACUAUGAAAUAACACAUGGAAUCAUGUAGUAACCAAAAAAAGUGUUAAAUAGCUACCCUUUGUCAGCGUUGCAUUCUCUCAACCAGCUUCAUGAGGAAUGCUUUUCCAACACUCUUAAAGUUCCCACAAAUGCUGAGCACUUGUUGGCUGCUUUUCCUUCACACUGCGGUCCAACUCAUCCCAAACCACCUCAAUUGGGUUGAGGUUGGGUGAUCUGAUGCAGCACUCUCCUUGCUCAAAUAGCACCAAACACAGCCUGGAGGUGUUGGGUCAUUGUCCUGUUGAAAAACAAAUGAUAGUCCCACUAAGCGUAAACCAGAUGGGAUGGCAAAAUGCUGGUUAAGUGUGCCUUGAAUUCUAAAUAAAUCUGUGUAACCAGAAAAGCACCAUCACAACACCUCCAUGCUGGGAACCACACAUGGAGAUCAUCCGUUCACCUACUGUCUCUCACAAAGACAGGGCGGUUGGAACCAAAAAUCUCAAAUUUGGACUCGACAGAUUUCCACCGGUCGUGUUUCAUGGCCCAAGUAAGUCUCUUCUUAUUGGUGUCCUUUAGUGGGUUUUUCUGCAGCAAUUCAACCAUGAAGGCCUGAUUCAUGCAGUCUCCUCUAAACAGUUGUCUGUUACUUGAACUCUGAAGCAUUUAUUUGAGGUGCAGUUAACUAAUAAAUUUAUCCUCUGGAUCUUCCUUUCCUGUGGCGGUCCUCAUGAGAGCCAGUUUCAUCAUAGCGCCUAAUGGUUUUUGCAACUGCACUUGAAGAAAUUUCAGAUUGACUGACCAUGUCUUAAAGUAAUGAUGGAAUGUUGCUUAUUUGAGCUGUUCUUGACAUAUGGACUUUGCCCUAUUUGGUAAAAGACCAACUUCUGUUUACCCCCCUACCUUGUCAGAACACAACUGAUUGGCUCCAAUGCAUAAAGACAUGUCAUCAAUUAACUUAACAAGGCACACCUGUUAAUUGAAUUACAUUCCAGGUAACUACCUCAUGAAGCUGGUUGAGAGUGUCAACGCUGUCAAGGCAAAGCGUGGCUACUUUGAAGAAUCUCAAAUGGAAAAUAUAUUGAUUUGUUUACGUUAUUUCAUAGUUUUGAUGGGCUUCACUAUUCUAUAAUGUAGAAAAUAGUAAAAAUAAAGAAACCCUUGAAUAGGUAGGUGUGCAAACUUUUGACUGGUACUGUACAUUGUGGGUUAUACUGCGAACUGUUUUAAGGGAGAGUGUGAGAACACUUAAAUUGUAUGCUAAUGUUUUGAUUAAUUUUAUUUAUUACAAAUCUGAACCGGA
Molecule: messenger RNA, 3909 nt
Organism: Salmo salar (Atlantic salmon)
Lineage: Eukaryota; Metazoa; Chordata; Actinopteri; Salmoniformes; Salmonidae
Product: phosphorylase b kinase gamma catalytic chain, skeletal muscle/heart isoform
Biological process (GO): protein phosphorylation; glycogen metabolic process
Cellular component (GO): phosphorylase kinase complex
Molecular function (GO): ATP binding; calmodulin binding; phosphorylase kinase activity
Source: RefSeq, a predicted model, not a curated record